This is a messenger RNA of Xenopus laevis (African clawed frog), 928 nucleotides long. It is a transcript of the gene tdrd9.S, whose product is annotated as protein RD3-like. The coding region runs from base 197 to 790 and encodes 197 amino acids. The record is from RefSeq and is a predicted model, not a curated record. The transcript is spliced from 4 exons. NCBI's taxonomy places the organism in Eukaryota, Metazoa, Chordata, Amphibia, Anura, Pipidae.
UCUCAGGCUAAAAAAGGCAAAAACAUAUCUGAGAAUAUAUCUAGCUGCAAAACCAGUAGUGAUCUGAGUACAAAAUAAAAGGGAAGAGCUUUCCCCCCUUGCCUGGGGUUCAGACUAAUAAAAAGAGACUAGAUAACUGAAAUGGAAAAAGAAGAAGAGAAAACAGCCUCAGUGACCUUUAAAUUUUGAGCUCAAAAUGUCGUUCUUUGGUUGGAUGAAAUGGCCAACAAAAGAGUCUGAUAAAGUUGCACAAUAUACUGGAUCAGACGGUGUAACAAAAACAUUAUUAAGGGAACUUCAAUGGCACCUAGGGGAGCGAGAAAGAUUAUUGAACGAGAUUGAAAAUGAACAGAAAAUCCAAAAAACAGGAAUGGAUUACUACUGGCUCAGGAAUGAACUUGGCAUAAAAGCAAGCAUCCCUGUUACAGAACAAAAGCAGCUUGAGAUUAUGUGCUCUCAGAUUCAGCCAUGUCACACGGGCACAGUACUUAGCAGGUUUCGAGAGGUCCUGGCAGAAAACAAUGUGCUGCCUUGGGAAAUAGUUUACAUAUUCAAACAAGUUUUAAAGGAUUUUCUGAGUUCCAUGGAUAAAGAAAAAGAACAGGUGAGGAUCAUGGAUAUGUGGAACUCAGACUGUUCUGUCAACUUCAUGCCUGGAGAGACCCCAACUGUUUCCCACAAGGAGGAAAUCCCGACAGUGUCCAGUUAUGUCGACAGAAACACACAGAGCUUAUUUCCCAUUUUUUCUCACAGAAUCUGGAACCUGCCAUAUUAUUAUCCACCCAACUAAAGACUUGUUUCCCUCAAAAUAAAUCGCUGUAAUGUGUUAUUUUUCUAAAAUUCAAAAGCUCUACAAAAUCUUAUCUACCCAAUAAGAAGAAAAUCACCUAAAAGGAUUUUAUGUUUUGGAUAUAGGUAAAUAGGUACA